Daphnia carinata is the source of this 1532-nucleotide messenger RNA. RefSeq names its product tRNA modification GTPase GTPBP3, mitochondrial-like. The record is from RefSeq and is a predicted model, not a curated record. Bases 29 to 1519 code for a protein of 496 amino acids. The transcript has 5 exons. Gene Ontology annotation, biological process: tRNA methylation; tRNA wobble uridine modification. Gene Ontology annotation, cellular component: mitochondrion; cytoplasm. Lineage: Eukaryota; Metazoa; Arthropoda; Branchiopoda; Diplostraca; Daphniidae. Gene Ontology annotation, molecular function: GTPase activity; GTP binding; protein binding.
UAAUAAAUUUAUUUAGUAAAUACAUAACAUGUUAAACGUAGUGAAGUCAAACAGAUUUUUCUAUAAUAGUUCAUUCGUUUUAUACUUACCGCGUUUAAGAAGGUACACAUCAACCCGCCGAUCAACCAUUUUUGCAUUAUCAUCAGGUACGAGUCGAAGUGCAAUUUCUGUAAUAAGAAUAUCUGGACCAAGCAGCGUAGACGUCAUCUGUAAGAUGACGAAACUGAACAAAGAAAAAAUUAUUCCAAGGAAAGCAUCGCUACGAAAAAUAGUAGAUCCAAACAAUGGGGAACUGUUGGAUAAUGGUCUUGUGCUCUGGUUCCCCCAGCCACAUAGUUUUACAGGAGAAGAUUCUGUAGAGCUACAUGUUCAUGGUGGCAUUGCUGUUGUAUCGUCUAUAAUCAAUGCGCUACAGAAAUUACCUGGAUUCCGAAUUGCUGAGGCAGGAGAGUUUACAAAAAGAGCAUAUCUAGCAGGAAAACUUGAUGCAACAGAAGUAGAAGGCCUGGCAGAUUUGUUACGGGCUGAGACUGAAACACAGAGGCGCCAAGCCAUAAGACAGGCUACGGGAGAGCUAGCAGGGUUGUAUAAUGAAUGGAGGACUUGCAUUCUCUCUUGUAUGGCACAUUUGGAAGCUUAUGUUGAUUUUGGAGAGGAUCAGGAUAUUGGACAUGAAGUACUAAGCUCCCUUCAGCAUUCAAUCCAAUCUUUGAAAUCUGAGGUGAGCAGCCAUUUGAAUGACAACAGAAGGGGAGAGAGACUACGAAACGGAGUAAGGGUAGCAAUUAUCGGUGAACCUAACGUCGGAAAAUCAUCUUUAAUCAAUAUACUGAGUCGAAGGAAUGUUGCCAUCGUAUCUCCAUACGCCGGGACCACGCGUGACAUUCUAGAAAUUUCAUUAGACAUAGGCGGCUUCCCGAUCGUUUUGUGCGAUACAGCCGGGUUGAGGCAUUCAACUGAUCCUGUGGAAAACGAAGGACUAAAACGAGCAAGAGAGGCAGCUUCUACGGCCGAUUUGGUGAUUAUUGUUAUGGAUGCUUCCAGAGGACCAGCCAAACUAUUGCAGCUGUCAACUAAAGAAAUGGCCCGUCUCGAAUGUGAACGUCUCAACCUAUCAUUCAAUGCCGAAGGGAAUUACCUCGUCCUGUUAAAUAAACUCGAUCUCACUUCAUCCAGCGUGUCAAUCAUCCAGUCAGGUGUGCCAGCUAUUUCGUGCAAGACUGAACAGGGUCUCGAAGAAUUCCUAGCCGAUUUGGAAAGAAAAUUAGCCGAACUGUGCGCCAAUCCGAUGCAGGAAGCUCCACUGAUCACAAGUUCCAGGCAACGCCAUCACGUCCAAGUCGCGUUUAAACAUUUAGAGAAAUUCCUGGACAUUGUCGAGCAGCAAGGCGAUCUUGCGCUGGCCGGCGAACAGCUGCGCCGAUCGGCCAGACAGAUAGGCGCCAUCACGGCACGAGGCAAGAUAGACACGGAAGAAAUGCUGGACGUACUCUUUCGAUCGUUUUGUAUUGGAAAGUAGCUGCACAAGAACA